UGUAGUAUCUCCUGGCACCUCCGUUAUGUGUUAACCAAUGCAAGGAAACCACAACACACCAUGGCAGUGGUCAGUACCUAUCCGUCUCUCCACCUCCUAUCUCUCCACCUCCUCCUACUCGCCACCACUAACGAGGCCACUAGAUUUACCAUCAUCAACCGAUGCUCCUUCACGGUGGGAGGUGGCAUGCAGCUCGAUCCAGGGAAGAAGUGGACACUGGACAUGCCCACAGGCACCACAGAUGGGCGCCUGUGGGGGCGCACAGGCUGCUCAUUCCAUGGCAAAGGCGGCCAGUCGUGCCAAACAGGCGACUGCGGUGGUGUACUCGCUUGCACGGACAAUGGUCAGCCACCCAUCUCACUAGCUGAGUUCAAGAUUGGCCAAGGCCAGACAGAUGAUUUCUUCGACAUCUCCCUCGUCAAUGGCUUCAAUGUGCCCAUGGAUUUCCUGUCAGUGCCAACACAGGGAGGGCCAGGGUGCAGCAAGGGGCCACGCUGUGAAGCCAACAUAACGGCGCAUUGCCCAACCGAGCUGCAGGCUCCAGGAGGUUGCAACAAUGCAUGCAUCGCCAGUGGGACAAGCAACUGCGAACCGACCACCUACUCAGGCUUCUUUGAGCAGAUGUGCCCGGAUGCUUACAACAGCUACAAUGGUUUCACUUGCCCAACGGGAACCAACUACCAGGUCAUCUUCUGUCCCCCAUUAAACCUAACAGUUUCACCGGCACCUGCGAGUUCCCAGCCUGCGCCUAUUGGGCAAGCAAGCAUGAGCUUGAAAUCCUCCAUCUCAAGAAACCAUGUUGUGGUUCUAGCUCCUGUAGGUGGCUUUGUUUUGCUCACACUAUUGUUUAUCAUCACUUUCUUCACAUGUAAACAAAGAGCACGACGACAACAAGAUAUGGAGGAAGAGGAAGAGUUUCGGGAGCUACAAGGAACACCAGUGAGGUUCACUUUUCAACAGCUAAAAGUAGCAACCAGGCAAUUCACAGACAAGCUCGGGGAAGGAGGAUUCGGGUCUGUUUUCAAGGGGCAAUUCGGUGAUGAGAGAAUUGCAGUGAAACGUUUGGAUCAAGCUGGGCAAGGAAAGAUGCAAUUUUUGGCAGAGGUUCAGACAAUCAGCAGCAUCCACCACAUCAAUCUGGUGAGAUUGAUUGGUUUCUGUGCUGAGAAAUCCCAUAGGCUCUUGGUAUACGAGUAUAUGCCCAAACGAUCCUUGGACAGGUGGAUCUAUUGUCGACAUGAUAAUAAUGAUCCUCCUCUGGAUUGGAGCACACGAUGCAAGAUUAUUACUCACAUAGCCAAAGGACUCUCUUAUCUUCACGAAGAGUGCACGAAAAGAAUUGCUCAUUUGGAUGUCAAACCACAAAAUAUCCUCCUAGAUGACAACUUCAAUGCAAAACUUUCUGAUUUUGGAUUAUGCAAGCUCAUUGAUAGGGAUACGAGCCAUGUGGUUACUCGAAUGAGGGGCACACCUGGAUAUUUAGCUCCUGAAUGGUUGACAUCACAAAUCACAGAAAAGGCUGAUGUAUACAGCUUCGGUAUAGUGGUCAUGGAAAUCAUUUGUGAAAGAAAGAACCUCGACACCUCGCGAUCUGAAGAGAGCAUCCAUCUUAUUACACUGGUAGAAGAAAAAGUGAAGAGCGAUCAGUUGGUAGAUUUAAUUGAUAAGAGCAGUACAGACAUGCAAGCACACAAGAAAGAUGUAAUUCAGAUGAUGAAGCUUGCGAUGUGGUGCUUACAGACUGAGUGCAAAAAAAGGCCUAAUAUGUCUGAGGUUGUCGGAGUCUUGGAAGGCAACAUGAAUGCAGAUAUCAACAUAAGUAAUAACUUUGUUGCAACAAGUCCAAUUUUUUUUGGUAUUGCUGGAAAUGUAAGCUACUCAGCUCCACCUUUGGUCUCAGAUGUAUCAGGCCCAAGGUGAAAUGAGACAAUCCCGAGUAAAUGUGCAAUUAUAUUAUGAGCACCAGACUUUCUUACCUAAAUGUAUAAUAUUGAAACUUUUUGUUUUAAAACAAACGAAAAUAUGUUAUUAAUUUAUUAUU
This is a messenger RNA of Lolium rigidum, 2041 nucleotides long. RefSeq names its product G-type lectin S-receptor-like serine/threonine-protein kinase SD2-5. Gene Ontology annotation, biological process: protein phosphorylation. Bases 61 to 1920 code for a protein of 619 amino acids. The transcript has a single exon. Lineage: Eukaryota; Viridiplantae; Streptophyta; Magnoliopsida; Poales; Poaceae. Gene Ontology annotation, molecular function: ATP binding; protein kinase activity. The record is from RefSeq and is a predicted model, not a curated record.